This is a messenger RNA of Paramisgurnus dabryanus, 4694 nucleotides long. The record is from RefSeq and is a predicted model, not a curated record. Lineage: Eukaryota; Metazoa; Chordata; Actinopteri; Cypriniformes; Cobitidae.
AGAUCCUGCAGACCACACUGAAGAUGUGUUCAGUCAAACUCAUCGACUGCACGAACCUCAUGAUGAAGAUUAAAACUGAACCCACAGAAAUCAAAACUGAACCCACAGAAAUCAAAACUGAACCCACAGAAAUCAAAACUGAACCCAUAGAAAUCAAAAUUGAACCCACAAAAUUUAAAAUUGAACCCACACAAGAGGAAGAUCGCACUGAGGAAGAGGAUGAUUUUAUUCCAUCAGAUGUGAAGAGUGAUUUAUGUUUGGAUAUAGAAAUAACGUCCUCAACAUCAAAAGAGCAACUGACAGCACAAACUCUUUCCUGCAUCACCUGUGGAAAGACAUUCAGCUCACAGAGACAUUUAGAGAGACAUGAGAGAAAACACACAGAACAGAAACUCUUCACCAGAUCUGAGAUCAGCUUUACUACCUUACAAGAGGAGAAACUUCAUUCAGAAGACCACAAAGAGGAGAAGAAGAAGAAGAAGAAGCAGUUUCACUGUGAACAGUGUGGGAGGAUUUGUGUCUCUUCCUCUAAUCUAAAUGUUCACAUGAGGACACACAGUGAUGAAAAGCCUUUCAACUGCACUGAAUGUGGAAAAUACUUCAAAACCAAAGACACUCUUAAAAUUCAUCAGAGAAUUCAUACUGGAGAAAAACCUUAUCACUGUAGUGUCUGUGGGAAGAGUUUUAGUCAACAGGCUUCAUUACUAAAUCACAAGAGAGUUCAUACAGGUGAAAAACCUUUUAAAUGCUGUCAGUGUGACAUGACAUUUACUUGUUCAAGUAACUUAAUAGUUCAUCAGAGAGUUCACACUGGAGAGAAACCUUAUCACUGUAGUCUCUGUGGGAAGAGUUUCUCUGAUUCAUCUUAUUUAAGAGUUCAUCAGAGACUUCACACUGGAGAGAAACCUUACGUCUGCGCUCACUGUGGGAAGAGUUUUAGUCAACGGGCUUCAUUACUAAAUCACAAGAGAGUUCAUACAGGUGAAAAACCCUUUAAAUGCUGUCAGUGUGACAUGACAUUUACUUGUUCAAGUUACUUAAUAGUUCAUCAGAGAGUUCACACUGGAGAGAAAUCUUACGUUUGCGCUCAAUGUGGGAAGAGCUUCUCUAAUUCAUCUUAUUUAAGAAUUCAUCAGAGACUUCAUACAGGAGAGAAACCUUAUCACUGUAGUGUCUGUGAGAAGAGUUUUAGUCAACGGGCUUCAUUACUAAAACACAAGAGAAUUCAUACAGGUGAAAAACCUUUUAAAUGCUCUCAGUGUGACAUGACAUUUACUUGUUCAAGUAACUUAAUAGUUCAUCAGAGAAUUCACACUGGAGAGAAACCUUACGUCUGUGCUCAAUGUGGGAAGAGCUUCUCUAAUUCAUCUUGUUUAAGAGUUCAUCUGAGAGUUCACACUGGAGAGAAACCUUAUUACUGUAGUGUCUGUGGGAAGAGUUUUAGUCAACAAUCAAACUUACUUACGCACAAGAGAAUUCACAGCGGUGAAAAACCUUUCAACUGCACUGAAUGUGGAAAAUACUUCAAAACCAAAGACCACCUUAAAGUUCAUCAAAGACUUCACACAGGAGAAAAACCUUAUCACUGUAGUUUCUGUGAGAAGAGUUUUAGUAACCAGUCAAACUUACUUAAACACAAGAGACUCCAUACAGGUGAAAAACCUUACAAAUGCUCUCAAUGUGACAUGACGUUUACUUUUUCAACUAACUUAAAAGCCCAUCAGAGACUUCAUACUGGAGAGAAAGCUUAUUACUGUAGUCUCUGUGGGAAGAGCUUCUCUAAUUCAUCUUAUUUAAUAGUUCAUCAGAGAGUUCAUACUGGAGAGAAACCUUACGUCUGCACUCAUUGUGGGAAGAGCUUCUCUAAUUCAUCUCAUUUAAGAGUUCAUCUAAGAGUUCAUACAGGAGAGAAACCUUAUCACUGUAGUGUCUGUGGGAAGAGUUUUAGUCAUCAGUCAAACUUACUUAAGCACAAGAGACUCCAUACAAAUGAUAAACCCUCAGUGUGAGAUGACGUUUGCUUAAAUGGUCAUUUCAUCGAUAGUAUUCGAUUGCAGGACUGAAAAAGGUUCUUCUCUAUGUAAGGUGAAGUUUUAAAUUAGCUUUCCUUUAUGGGGUGUCGGUUAGAACACACUGAAUUCCAUUAGUUUCAUGCAAUAGGGUUUAAUUUGUCAUUCUUUAGUAUUUCACAACACAGCAGUGCACAGAGUUACAGGUCACAAGCGUGUAUAGGAGUUUAAUGUGUGUUUAUGUGUGGUCUACAAAGGAAAGAAAUAAAGAUAUAUAUUAACAAAUGUUUCUUAAAUAUUAUAGCACAGACAUUACUUCACAACAGUUGUAAAUCUCUCAAUAAAACCUCUAAAUGAGAAUAAUUCACAGAAAUGAACAUACAGGCAUUAUAAUUAUUACUCAAUACUACCACCUGUUGGUCAGAAACGGCAAAACACUGAAACCGAAACUUAUUUCUGAGGUAAAUUAAACGAACUGAAUAUAAACCAGAAAUAUUGCUUAGAUAAAGAUCAAAUGGCAAGCAUUUACAUUAUUAAUGUGAUAAUCACACAUAUAUACAUACAAAUCAAACGAUGCUUACCAGAUAUAUACAAUAAUAGCAAGUAAUACUGAACAUAAUUGGCACAUUUACAUAUUGUCAAAAGCCCGCGACAAACAGCUUAAAUAACACCUAAUACUUAUAUUUCAGAUACAGAAUAACAUUGAAUGAAUACUUUACAAACUCCUGAACUAACAUUGAUUAUCUACUGAAAAGACAGAUAACUUACUUUUGCGUAUUCACGCACACUUUGCACACAUACAGUCCCGCUCGCAUCUGCUGCUGAAUAAAUCUCCCUGACGACCACUAAUGGAAAAGUGCGCAUGCGCACAGAACGCAGCCUUUCUAACAGAUAGAAACAUUCAUCUUUAUUGAAAGUGGGUCAUAUUUGUAGUCGAUAUGUAUCAUAUAUUUAGAAUUUUGUGCCUAUUUGACCGAGAAAAGACAGAAUGUUACUUUAGGGCACAUGUAUGGAAAACUACAACUCCCACAAUGCACCACAGUGCACAGCUCUGCAAGCCACUCCCAUUAAUCGGAACACCUCUCAGAUAUGCUAUUGUGUAUAUAAAUGCCACGUAAGUAAAACGACGAAAAUAGCCGCCACUGUGUCUGACAGACACCAAUCAUGACUUUUUAAACGUGAUGUUACGUUGUGUUACACACAAUAACACUCUGGUCUGGGGCCUCAUUUAUAAAACUGUGCGUAGGAUCCUUACUAAAAGUUUACGUACGCUUAAAAGCCAAAAAUAGCGUACGCACACCAGCAAUCAAUAUUCCUUUUAUAAAUCACAAAUCACCUGAAAUGUGCGUACGUGAAUCUGCCUCACAUCCUGCCCUAUACACGCCCAUUUUUAACCAUAAAUAGUCAAUGCAAAUCACCUCCUGAAUGCUGAUCCUCAUAUUAAUGAGACUGGCAUCCAAUUGUUAGUUCGUAAGCUAAAUGCGCCCAGCCAAUAAACACAAGCCAUUGUCAUAAUCCUCCAGCAUUGAAAGGACGCAGUCACCGCAGCAUUUAUAUAUUUUUACAGCAAUUAUAUACUGUAACACCUUGCCAAAAUAACAGCAUUAAUUAGAGGUAUCACUAAAAUAAAAUAGAUGUGUGUUUUCUGCUUCUUUUGUGCACGCGUCUGAUAUAUGCAGACUGUUCUCCAGCAGCAUGAGCAUUCUCCUCUGCUAUACAAAAAGCAGACAUAUAAAAAAAUGAAUCAUUUAAAUAUAAAACAUAAAUAGUAAUUUCCUUUUACCUAUCAGACUUGCAUUAACUUGUACACGUGAGAGUAAAUAUUUAUUUUAAUAUAAUAGGCGAACGCAUGUUUCUUCAUGCAGGUUUUCACAUCAUAUUUAGGACUAUUAUAAUGAUAAUAGAGAGAAACGGUUGUCCAGGAGCGUGAUGGCUGUAUUUUCACACUUUGAUAUUUGAUGAUAAAAAUGCAUAUUAAUUAAGGAUAAUUUUUGUUUAUUUACACUGUGUUCUGCAGCUAUUUAAUGGAUAUUUGAUGCCAUCCAUUUGUCGGUUCAUAUUGCGCUACCGUAGUGGACACCGUGACCUUUAGACAGCGCUGAUUAAAUAUUUAAAAUUAUUUUUGAUUUAAGAUCGAAUUUUACAAGAUGUAGGGCUAUAUGAAACAAUUAUCACUCAGUACACUUGCAAAUAACACUGCUGGAUUUAAUCUUCAUGAUAACGUGGAUCUAACGUAUGAUAGUGAAAUUAAAUGUGUGUGUGUGUUAUCAAUACUAGGGGUGUAACGAUUAACCGUGCAAAUGCGCGUUUUCUCAGUGAAUGAAUUCGAAAGAAUUACGGUGAAAUCACGGCACAUCCGAACGCCAGGGGGCGCUCUCAUGCAGAAACUCCCUUUGUGCCACACAAGAAGUAUCAUUGCAAACACUAUUCCAGGAAAUGUCUACACAGGAAUAUUUAUACGCUGUUCUUCAAAUUGUUUCAGGUAUUUUCAUGAUAAUAAAGAAUAUUUUGAAUGAUUUUGCUUAACGAGUGUUGCUUUUUUAAAUGCACGUUAUAAACGACUCCGACUCAUAAUGAUUUUAGAUUGAUAAGGACUUCCUACUGACCAAAUGCCGUAGUACAUGCACAAGCUGUGCAUAAAGCAAAGAAUCGCAGCCUUGCGAUUCAGAAUCGAUUUCAGACAGG